Cottoperca gobio is the source of this 3671-nucleotide messenger RNA. It is a transcript of the gene shc2, whose product is annotated as SHC (Src homology 2 domain containing) transforming protein 2. Lineage: Eukaryota; Metazoa; Chordata; Actinopteri; Perciformes; Bovichtidae. Gene Ontology annotation, molecular function: receptor tyrosine kinase binding. The record is from RefSeq and is a predicted model, not a curated record. The transcript is spliced from 13 exons. Gene Ontology annotation, biological process: cell surface receptor protein tyrosine kinase signaling pathway; intracellular signal transduction. Gene Ontology annotation, cellular component: plasma membrane. Bases 1 to 2166 code for a protein of 721 amino acids.
AUGCUCCUUAAGCCAAAGUAUGGCCGCUUUCGCAACGAGUCUGUGACCUCCUCCGACGACCUGAUGCAGAGCUUAGCCAUGAGCGGCAAAGUUGUGGCCACACCGGUGGUCUCCGUCUCCGCCACGAGCCUUCCUCUGCCUCCCCUGCCUCCCCUGCCUCCCCUGCCUCCCCUGCCUCCUCUGGAUCACAGUGGAACCAGAUCAUCCUCCUCUGCCGGGGCUGCAGCCCUGGCCGACUCCCCUUGCCUGGAUGGGGAACAGGAUGCCACCACGACGUUCUGCAUGCUCAUCCCCAGGAUGCCCCAGUGGAAGUUCUCCAACUCCCUGCUCAGCCGAAGCCCGUCCAACUCCAGCUCCAGCUCCAGCUCUAGCAAGGACUCGGGGAAGGCAGCUCCUCCCCAAGCCUCUGCCUCACACAGCUCAUCAUCACACAGGCACAGUGGUGCGACCUCAGCCAGUGGCCCGGUGGCCAGUCUCGCGGCGGUGCUUAACUCCUGUGACCCUGUGUGUGUCACCCCCUGUUCCUUGCAGGCUAUUCGAGGGCAGAGAGCAGUUUCAGCUGCAAACUCGGCCAGUCAAGGGGGUCACGGAUUUUGGGCCACAGAGGCCACGGCGAGCCCUGGGUGUUCCAGCAGCUCCAGGUCAGGAAUGAACCGCAGGACAAGGGUGGAAGGCAUGUGGCUGGGGGGAGAGGACUUCACCCAGAAGGGUAGCUGCAUCCACAAACCCUCUCAAGGCUGGCUGCACCCUGACAAGACGAUUGCAGGACCGGGGGCCUCUUAUAUUGUCAGGUACAUGGGCUGCAUCGAAGUAUUGAAGUCAAUGCGCUCCCUGGACUUCAACACGCGGACUCAGGUGACAAGGGAAGCCAUCAACAGGCUGUGUGACAUUGUGCCAGGCGGAAAGGGAGCUUGGAGGAAGAAGGCCCAGAACAAAGCUCUCCAGUCUGUUAUGGGGAAGAGCAACCUGCGAUUUGCAGGCAUGAGUAUUGCAGUCAAUAUUUCCAUAGAUGGCCUUGGUCUGCUUAUCCCUACCACACGACAGGUGAUAGCUCACCAUCCCAUGCAGUCCAUCUCCUUCGCCUCUGGCGGAGACGCAGACACGCCUGAUUAUGUUGCGUAUGUGGCCAAAGACCCAGUGAAUCAGAGAGCAUGUCACAUCCUGGAGUGCUCAGACGCUUUAGCCCAGAGUGUCAUCAGUACCAUCGGCCAAGCCUUCGAGCUGCAGUUCAAACAGUACCUGCACAGUCCUCCCAAAACCAUGGCGUCCAUGGAGAGGUCUGUCAGGGCGGAAGAGCCGAUGUGGGUGGAGGAGGAGGACUUCUCUGAGCAUGAUUACUACAACAGCAUCCCAGGGAAGGAGCCUCCUGUGGGGGGAGUGGUGGACUCCAGGAUCAGGCCCAGUGGAGCCCUGCUGGGUCACAUCCACACACAACCACAGAGCAAGACAGCAGCACAGGGGCUCCCAGCGAGGAGGGAGCAAGCGUCUUAUCCUCCUGGUCAGCUGUGCUAUGAACUGCACUGGGACACUGAGACGACCAGCAGCUCAGCUCUGACAUCCGAUGGUUACCUGUGUGCUGACGGCCAGCCACCAGGCAGCAGAGACUACGAGGAGCAUCAGUACGUGAACACCCAGAGUCUGGAAAACCUGGAAGCACUGGCACAUGGGCCCAACGGUCACAGAGGGUCCAGGGUGCCCGACAGUCCGAAAAAGGACCUCUUUGACAUGAAGCCCUUUGAGGACGCCCUGAAGCUCCACGAGUCCUGCGGUGCAGCUGCAGGAGGAGGUGUGCGGGUCCUGGAGGACCAAUGGCCCAGCCCUCCACGCCGUCGAGCCCCCGUGGCCCCAAACGAGGAGCAGCUCCGCAGGGAGGCGUGGUACCACAGCCGCAUGAGCAGGCGAGACGCAGAGAAAGUCCUCGUCCGAGAUGGAGAUUUCCUGGUCCGGGAGAGCACCACCAACCCGGGACAGUAUGUGCUAACGGGCAUGCACUGUGGCCUGCCCAAACAUCUACUGCUCGUAGACCCGGAGGGCGUGGUCCGAACCAAAGACAUGUUAUUUGAGAGCAUAAGCCACCUCAUCUCGUACCACCUUAAGAACGAGCUGCCGAUUGUGGCAGCAGAAAGUGAGCUCCACCUGAAACAGGUGGUGAGGAGGAAACAGUGAGCCACCUGGACCAGCGUGGGAUGAUGAAUCAUUGCGUUCCCAUGCAAAGAACCACAAAGACAAACUCUGGAAAUGAUUUAUGCUGGAUGGAUUUUUAUCUGGAACAAAGGAUAUCGUCGUUACUUUCUUUCCAUGAACAAUAAGGAGAAGGAUGCGUCUGACGUCUCCUUGUUCUUUCUCUGCCUUCUGCCUCCCAGGAUCAACCAAACUACCCCUCCCCCGUCGUAAACUCCUCAGCAUGCAGCUAUUAAGCUAACAAACCAACCAGAAUCCACAGUUUGACUGAUUCCAGAGCCUGAAAAGUCUACUGUUUGAAGAGGACUUCCAUCUUCGGGAAAUCAAACAAGGAUUUGAUGCACAGAGAGGUGACGUCUCACAGUGCCUGUCAUAGUGAAGUGCUUCCAAGUAUACCACGGCGUGCCCGACCGGUCAACCGCAGGUCAUCCCCCGAACAAAUAACGAAGCAGUCAUAUAAUCUGGAACAGACGCUGUAUGAAAAAAAAACUAAUGCAAAACUACUGUGACUCUAAGAGACAAUGGAAGAACUGUGUGUCGAUGCGUGCUCACAGGUCUGCGGUACCAGGACUCUGAGAUGGCACAAAGGAAACACCUACCACAUACCUUUUCUUUGUUUCUCCAUGAUGAGGCACCAAAUCCCACUUAACAAAGCAUUCAUUUCAUCUUCACAUAGACAGCCUAGUGGACAUACAGGAGACUGUUAUCACAUAUAAACAUCAGUCAUUCACGUUGUGUUUGUAAGGGCUGUUCAUCAUUUGUGUUGUAUAAGUGAACAUUGUCGGUCAGACUCAAAUGAAUACUACGUCCUGGGUUACACACUCAGUAUAUACACAUACAUGCCUGUAUUUCCACAGCUCCUCCAACUUCAGUGCCUUAAUAACUACAGAGACAGGCAUUUGUGUCAGAGUGUAUAUAAUGUGCAUUUAUGCUCCUAACGCAAAACACUACUUUUCUUGCCAUGCCAAUGAACGACUGAACAAACUUCAGGAUGAUUAAGCUCUUAUACGUGUGAACAGUCAUGUAAGCUGCUCUCGCAUUGGAGGUGAACGUUUAAUACCGUCUUAUUGUGUCAUGUGUUGCCCUCACAACAACCCCCUUCAGAGAUUGAUAUAAAACAAAAAAGGGGGGUUUGGAUCCUGUAUGUGUCAGGGAAAGGUUUAUUGUGUCUUUACAUGUCAAUGACUUGCUUGUGCAGUUCUGCUCCUCGGCUGCAGCGACAGUAAGUUCCCAUUUUUGCCAAUCUAAUACGUCUAAAGUCUUACGAGGAGGUAGGUAAUCUGCGUUUUGCAUUAGCAACAUAUCUUUAACCCUCCACUGCUCGUGGCUGCAGCCUCACGAGUGGCGCAGAGAGGCGAGGCGAGCCACACGGCUUUUGGUGAGGUCCAAAUGAUUAAUGUGAUUAUUUCAGAUCUCCCCUUUUGCUUUCUCAGGAAUUUCUUGGAUCUUUUCUUCUUUAAUGGCUUUUUUGUUUUUGUCAAUAAAACCGA